AUGAAGAAGACAAAUGUUUCAAAAAAUCUUCUUUCCCCUUAUUUGUCUUUUCUAUGUAUGUUGAUUGGCUGUUUAAUCCUUUGUUAUAUAUGUGGAUUUGAACAAAGGAGAUAUUAUGAUUUUAGUACAUUUAGUGUGAGAAAUUGUAGAAUCUUAUUCGACCCUCAAAAAAAUGACUGCGUUGGAUCUUUUAAUUCCAAACAUUUAGUAAAUGAACUGGACGAAAAUUUAAGGGAUGAAUCGGAUAUCGCGUCUGAUAACAUUUUAAGAGAGAAUGAUAGGAGUAUAUUUCAUGAUAAUAACAAUAGUUCAGAGAAUAAUAAUGAUAUUCCAAUAAAUAUAAUUCCUAUUAUUCCUAGAGAAACUGAUACCAAUAUUAAUGACGAAAAUGAUGUUAAUUUGGUGACUGAUAUUGUUGAGAAUUUGCAUGAUUCUGAUGAAAUUGUUAAUAGUAAUAAUAUUAAUGAUGAACCAAAUCAGAAUAUUGAUUGUUCUGAUCUCCCAGUAUGUACUAUUGAAAAUUCAAUAUCAGAUCAUGGUACUGGAAAUAAUAAUACUUCAUCCGGUUCUAUGAAUGAUAACAUGAAUGUAGAAAGGUUUCGAAAUGGAUAUGAUUUACAUCAUAUAAAUCCUCAUAGAUCUGAUGACUUAUAUCCUAUAGGGGUAAAUGAAUUUAAUGAAAAUCGAGAGCGUCGUGGUUAUUAUAGUACUAUGAGAAAUUUUAUGGACACUGAUGAAUUUAAAAAUUCAUUGAAUAUAUAUCGCGAAAAAAUGUAUGAACUUUAUGUUCAAAUGGUAGGUGAUUUUCCUGAUUCUAGAGAAUAUAUAGAUAGGUUUCGUACAUAUUUAUACCAAAUAAACGAAAGAGAUAUUCUGGAAAGUGUUGAUUUAUUAAAUAAUGAGCAUAAUGAUAUACUUGGGAAACUUAAUUAUAGAUUACCCCAAAGAAUGAGACGUUCAUAUAGGUCGUCUAUUUUUCCUAUGGAUAAUAUUUUUAGUUGCAAUUCUUUGUCCCAUGUAAAUGGAAACUAUACAUCUGAAAAUACCGGAAGAGGUAGAGAAAUUACUAGUAUUUCUAUGUAUGAUCGUUGUCCUUAUGACUAUUAUAAUAUAUUUGAUAGAGACUAUACUGGAAAUAGAGAAAAUAUAUUAGACAAUAAUGAAAGGGAAUUGGAAUGCUCUAAAGGUGAUAUAAAUAAAGAAGAAAAUAUAGAGGAUAAUAAACAAGAAAAUAACGAAGAAAAUAAUGAAGAAAAUAACGAAGAAAAUAAUGAAGAAAAGAAAGAGGAUACUAAUGAAGAAUAUAAAAAUGAUAAUAAGGAUAGUACUGAAAAUAGCAAGGAAAAUGAUGAAAAUGAAUUAAAUAGUACGGGAGAUAAUGAAAUCCAAGUAUAUAAUGGAACGAAUAACAUAUUUGAUAAUAAUGAACAAAAUGAAUGUGGAAUGAUAAACAAUAGAACAGAUGCAAUUUCAAGAGCAUUAAAUAUACACUCUAAUACGUGUGAAGAAAAUAAUAUCAGUAUAUGGUCCGAUAGCUAUUCUGAACCUUCUAUGGAUUAUGAAUAUCGUCUUAAUUCGUUCAAUAGAUCAAGAGCUAGAUCUGAGAGUCAUGGAAGAAUUCGAGAAUCAACGGAUACAUUCCAAGAACCAGAAUUCGUUCCAUUAUUUAGGCAAGAUAUAAUUAUAGUACCAUCAUCUGUUGAUACAGACGAAGGAGAUCAUGCAAAUGAUAUAUCUCGAUAUAUCAAUAGAAGAAAUCAAUUACGAGAAAUUCGAAGAGUUCGACGAUUUCUAUUAAUACGACAAAUGAGAGAAUCACAACAAAUGAGACCAACACAUCGAGAGAGGGAAACAGAUGAAGAGGAAGAAACAGAUGAAGAGGAAGAAACAGAUGAAGAGGAAGAAACAGAACAAGAGGAAGAAACAGAACAAGAGGAAGAAACAGAACAAGAGGGAGAAACACAACAAGUUGGAGAAACACAACAAGUGGGAGAAACACAACAAGUGGGAGAAACACAACAAGUGGGAGAAACACAACAAGUGGGAGAAACACAAGAAACAGAAGAACUGGUAAUACCAUAUAAUAGUGAAUAUGAUGAUCUUUAUUCAUCUACUGAUUCAAAUGAAGGGGAUCUACAUCCUUCGUCUGACGUUAUAACUGAAAGAAUUGAUGAGAAUGAUCAAGACAGUGAAGAUAAACAUAUAUUGGUUGAGAGAGAAAAUUCGAAAUCUUCUGUACAUGAUAGUGAAAAUUCGAAAUCUUCUGUACAUGAUAGUGAAAAUUCGAAAUCUUCUGUACAUGAUAGUAAAAGUUCAGAAUCUUCUGUACACGAUAGUAAAAGUUCAGAAUCUUCUGUACAUGAUAGUAAAAGUUCAGAAUCUUCUGUACAUGAUAGUAAAAGUUCAGAAUCUUCUGUACAUGAUAGUAAAAGUUCAGAAUCUUCUGUACAUGAUAGUAAACGUUCAGAAUCUUCUGUACAUGAGUGUAAAAGUUCAGAAUCUUCUGUACAUGAUAGUAAAAGUUCAGAAUCUUUUGUACAUGAUAGUAAAAGUUCAGAAUCUUCUGUACACGAUAGUGAAAAUUCGUAUUCAUCCUCAAGUAAUAAUGAACAGGAGCAAUCAUCAAAUAAUCAAAACGUUUUUAAGUCAGAUGGAGGUUCAAACAUUAAAACGUAUCAUGUUGAAACCAUAUACAAUGAUUUUAAUAUUCAUUUAUUACAUAAUUUUAUGGAUUAUAAUGGUUAUAAAGAUACAACAAGAAGAGAGAAUUUAGAUACUAUGUUAAAAGCGUUAGAAAAUUUACCAAAGAAGGAUGAGUCGUUGAAUAUAUGGACGUAUGCACUUAAAGUAUCAUUAGCAAUUAUAGAAUAUGUUUCAAACGAAAUAUUUUCUUUGGAAGAAAUGAUAAUAGACGACUUCGGAUGGAAUAGGGGUGAUUUUAAUGAUGAUAAUUGUAAAUGGUGUGUGGCCUAUAACAUGUUCAAAAUAUAUUUAAUAACGUUGUUUUUUCUUAUGAUUUCUAAACGAUGGAAUUCAAAUUUCUCAUAUAAAUAG
This is a messenger RNA of Plasmodium adleri (nom. inval.), 3054 nucleotides long. RefSeq names its product Plasmodium exported protein, unknown function. NCBI's taxonomy places the organism in Eukaryota, Apicomplexa, Aconoidasida, Haemosporida, Plasmodiidae. The coding region runs from base 1 to 3054 and encodes 1017 amino acids. The record is from RefSeq and is a predicted model, not a curated record. The transcript has 2 exons.